GAAGCAAUCAAGUGCGAAUCAUUCACCCAACGUUCAACAUGUCGCCUUACACUUGCUUGUUUGCCACACUUCUGGUCGCUGUCGCAGUCUCGGGAGCACCUCAUGAGGACCUCAGCAAGGAGCAUGCCGCCGAGGUGGCGCAGGAAUGCAAAACGGAGACGGGAGCCAGCGAUGAGGAAGUGCAGCAUAUGCUGCAACAUGAACCAACCGAAUCGCAUGAGGGCAAAUGUCUGCGUGCCUGCAUGAUGAAGAAAUUCGAAAUUAUGGAUGAUGCCGGCAAACUGAGCAAGGAGCACGCUUUGGAAUUGAUCAAGCACAUUAGCAAGGAUGAUGCCGAGAAGGAAUCAGCAGGCGCUGAAAUUGUCGAAAAAUGCGAAGCCAUCGAGGUCCCUGAGGAUCACUGUGAUGCGGCUGCUGCCUAUGAGAGCUGCUUUAUGGAGCACUUGCAUGAGCACGGUUUGUCGCUCGCCGAGAUCUAAGUGAUCGAGUGAUCCGACCUAUAACUGCGUAUCCCUCAAGACCCUCAUGACAAGCGCCACGCUGGCAAUAAAAUGCUUCUAGCAUAUCUUUUUUUUUUUUAAAUAUGUACUUAAUACAACUCUAGUGCCUAAGUCGUAACUGAAUAAAUCUGUGUCAACUGCAAGAAAUCAA
Drosophila albomicans is the source of this 651-nucleotide messenger RNA. It is a transcript of the gene Obp19d, whose product is annotated as general odorant-binding protein 19d. The transcript has 3 exons. Bases 39 to 479 code for a protein of 146 amino acids. Lineage: Eukaryota; Metazoa; Arthropoda; Insecta; Diptera; Drosophilidae. The record is from RefSeq and is a predicted model, not a curated record. Gene Ontology annotation, molecular function: odorant binding. Gene Ontology annotation, biological process: sensory perception of smell.